GAUCCAUCUAACCCAACGAGUCCAUAGCCCCCCUUUAACACCAUCCUGGUUCAGGGUCAGGGUCAGCUCUUCUUGGCUUAAACUUAAAGCCUGUGGGGUUCAAGCUUCUGGUUCAUCUCUUCAAACCUUCAACACCCCUUUUCUCCACUAUUUGGCGGCUAUCUUUCAAUACCCACAACCCCUUAUUUCAAGAUCAAUACCCACAUCUUCAACACCCCUGUUGAGCCACUCACAAACCCUAGAUCCAACCGUCCAUAUUAUUCAAAUUUUACAGGUUCGAACCGCAACAAUGGUGGGUGGUGUUACCAAUCAACCACCACAAGCUUCCCAAUUGGCUCCGGAGGAUGAGGAGUUCUUGAAACGAAACACUGAUUGUGUUUAUUUUCUUGCGUCUCCUUUAACAUGCAAAAAGGGGAAUGAAUGUGAGUAUCGCCAUAGUGAUAUCGCGCGGGUCAACCCCAGGGAUUGUUGGUACUGGUUAAACGGAAAUUGUUUGAAUCCAAAAUGUGGUUUCCGUCAUCCUCCUCUUGACGGAUUAUUGGGAGCCGAAGCUUCUACUCCUGUGGGACCUGCUGCACCUCAGGCUCCGAUAAAGCAAGGCGUUGCCUGCAUUUUCUUUCAGAAAGGUUACUGUUUAAAAGGACAUUUAUGCCCUUUCUUGCACGGGCCACCAAACACAGUCAAUAACGUAGCUGUGCAGCCCAUACUGCCUAAGCCCGUUACCAAGCCUUCUAAGGUGGAUCCCGCGGGCCCAGUGAAACACAUUCAAGAACAGAAGCCUACACAAUAUGGAACAGUCCAAAAGCCCGUCGAGUCUCUACCUCCACAGGGGAAACAAGCGCCCAAAGUGCCGCUGAGAAAUGGUAACGGUGUUGCUACGGAGAAAAAGGUUGCACCGCCACCUGUCAUGAAUGAAUUCCAGUCUAACCAUGGUGUUUACGAGACAAAUCAUGUUUCGGAUAACGAGGAAAUAAAUGGUAACGAUGUUGAAGAAUAUUCAAGAGAACCGACACCUGGUUUUGACGUUCUUGUGGAGAACGAUGUUGACGAUUCUGAAUAUUAUCCUAAUGAAGAACAGUUUCAAAGGUCCGUUGAUUAUGAGGUUGACCGUGAUAUGUAUCCUAAGAAACGUGAUUUUGAGCGCUAUAACGAGGAAGAGUACGCAUGGGAGGCCCGUAGAGAUAAUUCUAAGUUCGGAAGGAAACGGUUUCCUAGAGAUGAAAGUCCGAAUCAGUUUGAUCAUUCGGACUUACGCCACCGACUAUCGAAGCAAAGGGGUGAUAAUGUUGGCGGUCUAAGGUCGGUUAUCAGUCGUGAACAUCCCCGUGACCACCACAAUGACCGUCGCGUGGAUUCCGGUCCCCUUAGUAGCCGGCUUAGAGGAAGAAUAAGGAUUCCGGGAAGAUCAACGUCACCUGGCUAUGAAAACGGCUCAAGGGUAGAAAGGGAAAUUUACAUGGGAAGACAACAACGGUCCAGAUACACUCCUGAAAGGCCGAGGUUUAGAGACAGAAUAAGGGGCAGAUCAAGUGAUGAUUUCAAUAACCAGGGAAGAGAGUACAGGGGUUAUCGCGGUAACAGUAGUGAGUUUACCGGACCUAAAAGAUUGUCGGAAUUAAGAAGUCAACAAGUAGACGAUGGUCAAACGUUGGGGAAGAGGAAAUACCCGAGACCCGAAAGUCAACAAUCUGAAGUCAACGCGUCAUUCGAAGGACCAAAGCCUCUCAGUGAGAUUUUGAAGCGGAAACGAGGAUCUGUAAUUUCUUCCACGAACAACGAAGAUAAUCAAAAGGAAAGAAAAGAAAUCCCAUCUGGGAACACGGACAACGAAAAGCCAGCAAAUGGUCAAUCUUUUAGUGAUCAUGAACCGAGCGAUGCGGAGAAUAAAGUGGGGUCGGUUGAUGAGGACACAUUGCUAGAUGAAGAGCUUGAAGCUUAUGAUGACAAAGAUACAGCAGAUUAUGAGUAUGAGCAGAUUGAUGGGGAAGACUACAACAUGGAGGAAGAUGAGAGUGGAAAGAAAGAGAGUGAAGUGUACUCUUAGAUGCAUAACUUUUGAUCUUUGUUUUGAAUGUUUGUUUGUUUGUUGGUGUUCUGAAUUAAAGAAGAAGUUUGAUAAUGUAGGUUGUAGAAGUAGUGGGAUAAUUCUAAAAACUCUUUUUUAUGAAGUUUUUAGUUUGUAUCAAUGGUACAUUGUUGAUUCAGUAUUUGGUUUUCAA
This is a messenger RNA of Helianthus annuus (common sunflower), 2219 nucleotides long. RefSeq names its product zinc finger CCCH domain-containing protein 17. The transcript is spliced from 3 exons. NCBI's taxonomy places the organism in Eukaryota, Viridiplantae, Streptophyta, Magnoliopsida, Asterales, Asteraceae. The coding region runs from base 290 to 2044 and encodes 584 amino acids. The record is from RefSeq and is a predicted model, not a curated record. Gene Ontology annotation, molecular function: metal ion binding.